Messenger RNA from Prorocentrum cordatum, 1410 nucleotides. The record is from the annotation of a GenBank genome assembly. Lineage: Eukaryota; Dinophyceae; Prorocentrales; Prorocentraceae.
AUGCAGUACGGCCACCUGCGCGACAGCCGCGUCCUGAGCAGCAAACUCUCAUUGUUCAUCGUGAUGAUUACGUUUUCCGCGUUCCCAUCCCGGAUGAACAUGCCCUUCCUGCUCCACUUCACGCCCCUCCCACGACUUGGGGCGCCCUUCAAGAUCCCCGAGACGACGUACAACGUCUUCGGGGUGCACUACACGAGCCGGACCCCGAGUAUCAACGGCAGCCACCCGUUGCAUUUGAUUUUCCGCGUCCCACCGCUCUUCCACAAGGCCGCCUUCGGCAUCCAUGAUGGCAUCGGCAAGCUCUCCACGAUCUUCGUGAUCCUCGGCAGCCUGUUCUGCUCUACCCUCGGCAUCCAUGAUGGCACGGCCUCGCUCUCAGCGGUCUUCCGGGCCCCGGGACUCGUCUCCCGGGUGCAAAGCCCUGCGAAAGUAAUCCAGGACGAGCAACGCGCGCCGUCUGGCCGUGCGCUCAUGGGCCACGGUCAAGGGUCGGGGUCAGUGAGCACCGCCCUCACUGACGCCCCACCGACCACAAUCCAGGUACGUCCGCGCCGCAAGCCGCUGCCCGGCCACCUGGGUCCCGCCUCCCGCUGCGGGAGCGGCGACGCGGAGCGCAGUGCAGGCACCGCGCUCCAGCCACCGGCCCUGCCGAGGCCCCUGCAGCCAGCGACGGCCUUACCGAACCUUGCCCGGCUGUCGCGCCUGCCUCUCCUGUGCGCUGGGCGCUGCCCCCCCUGCGUGGGCCGCGCCGUAGCGGUGCUGACGCCUGACGCACUCUCCGCUGUUGAGGCCGCCCUGCAGCAGCCGCAACCUUUCAGCGGGGGUGCCGCUCACUGGCGCACCCUCACGCUCACUGGCACCAACAUGUCCGCCACGUACACGCUCGGGCGCGCGGCGAUGCUGGAAAUCUUCAAGUCCUUCCCAGCGGAGAAGGAGCGCAUGAGGCAGGCGCUGGAGGCCUGCCGCCAGGCCGCCCUGGCGCCGGAGGUGGGGCGGCAGGCCACCUCGGGCAGGCCCGGCGGGGGCCAGGACCCCGGCCCGGCGAGCAGCCGGGCGGGCCGCGACACGCCACCGCCACCCCGGCGCCAGGCGGCGGGCACGAGGUGCCUACCGCCGACGACUCCAGCUCACCGGACGACGGCGACGAGGCGGACCACGCCGCGUCCGCCAGGGGCGCCCGGCCGAUCAACGCCACGAGGUCCACCAGGCACUGCACGACGCCAGCGGGCAGGCCGGGCAGGAGGAGCACCUGGAUGAUGGCGAGCGCCAUGGCGGCCCUGGCGCCCUCGCCGCCGCAGGAGCCGGCGGCACCCCGCCGCGGCGCCGCCAGCGCCGCCAGCGACAGGGGCGCGGCGCUCGACACGCCGCGCUGCGGCACCGCGGGCACGGCGGGCACCGCAGACUCGGCGG